This is a messenger RNA of Phyllopteryx taeniolatus (common seadragon), 4898 nucleotides long. RefSeq names its product netrin receptor UNC5C-like. The record is from RefSeq and is a predicted model, not a curated record. Gene Ontology annotation, molecular function: protein binding; netrin receptor activity. Bases 284 to 3124 code for a protein of 946 amino acids. Gene Ontology annotation, cellular component: membrane. The transcript is spliced from 18 exons. Lineage: Eukaryota; Metazoa; Chordata; Actinopteri; Syngnathiformes; Syngnathidae. Gene Ontology annotation, biological process: netrin-activated signaling pathway.
UGCGUGGAUGCGCGAGCAGCAAGCCAGGCGGCAGCCGCUCUGAUCAGUACGGCCGCGCGCAGACGCGUGAAGGGAAGGGACAUCCCCCCCACUUCAAAAACCCUUUCGCGACUCCAGGAUUAGAAGCUGCACGUCUAUCGAGUUUGUGUCUUUUGCGCGGGGAGAGCUGUGAUAUUUUUUUUAAUUGUUUUAUUUGAUUUUUCCACAUUAAAUUUUAUUUCAUUUGCGUGUUUUUUUUUAAAUUUAUUUCCCGUGGACUGACAGAGGAGUUGUUCUCGUGGACAUGGGGAGAAGUGGACUAGUAGGACGCGGGCGGGGCAUGUGCGCUACGCCGGGCGCCCUCCUCUUCCUCCUGGGGUUCGUCCACGCAGGAUUCGGCCAAGUGCGAGACGACGACGACUUCCUGAGCCUGAGCGAGCUGCCCGAGACGUUCCCGUCUGACCCGCCCGAGCCGUUACCACACUUCCUGUUCGAACCUGACGAGGGCUACAUCGUCAAGAACAAGCCCGUCAACCUCUACUGCAAGGCCACCCCCGCCACGCAGAUCUACUUCAAGUGCAACAGCGAAUGGGUCCACCAGAAGGACCACACAGUGGAAGAACGUGUGGACGAGAACUCAGGUCUGGUGGUAAGGGAAGCCAGCAUAGAAAUUACCCGGCAGCAGGUUGAAGAGCUGUUCGGCCCGGAAGAUUACUGGUGUCAGUGCGUCGCGUGGAGCUCUGCCGGAACCACCAAAAGUCGCAAGGCCCAUGUACGCAUCGCAUACCUCAAAAAGUCCUUCGAGCAGGAGCCUCUUGGCAAGGAGGUGUCCCUAGAGCAGGAGGUGCUUUUGCAGUGUCGCCCACCAGAGGGCAUACCAGCGGCAGAGGUGGAGUGGCUGAAAAAUGAAGAGAUCAUCGACCCAGCGGAGGACAGAAACUUCUACAUCACCAUCGACCACAACCUGAUCAUCAAGCAAGCACGACUGUCGGACACGGCCAACUACACGUGCGUGGCCAAAAACAUCGUGGCCAAAAGACGCAGCACGACGGCCACUGUCAUUGUUUACGUCAAUGGCGGCUGGUCGACGUGGACUGAGUGGUCGGUGUGCAACAGCCGCUGUGGGCGAGGCUUCCAGAAACGAACUCGCAGCUGUACCAACCCCGCCCCCUUAAAUGGCGGACUGCCUUGUGAUGGACAGGCCAUCCAGAAACUGCCUUGUACCUCCUUGUGCACCGUGGACGGUGAGUGGACCGAAUGGAGUAAGUGGUCGGCCUGUGGGACUGAAUGUACCCAAUGGAGGAGGCGCGAGUGCAACAACCCGGCACCCAAAAACGGCGGGAAGGACUGCGAGGGUCUGGUGCUUCACUCUCAGAACUGCACCGACGGACUCUGUAUGCAAAGUUCAUUGUUUGAGACGUCCAAAGAAAAGAGUGAUGUGGGAUUCACAUCGGCUCCGAGCACUGACGACGUGGCUCUGUAUGUGGGCGUGGUCAUUGCCGUCAUCAUGUGCCUGGUCAUCUCGGUCAUCGUGGCGCUCUUUGUGUACCGCAAAACACACCGCGACUUCGACUCGGACAUCAUCGACACGUCGGCGCUCAACGGAGGCUUUCAGUCGGUCAACAUCAAGACGACCAGAUCAGCUGAUCUGUUUACAGCCCCUCCCGAUUUGACAAAUGCCGCCACCAUGUACAGCGGUCCCGCUUAUGUCCUCCGCCACGUGUCCAAUAAAAUCCCAAUGACCAACUCUCUACUCUUAGAGCCCCUCCCCAACCUGAAGAUCAAGGUGUACAACUCCUCCGGCCUCGUCACGCCGCAAGACGACCUCGGAGGAGACUUCACGUCCAAACUCUCCCCAAAGUUAACCCAGUCUCUGCUGGAGAACAGCGACACGAUGAACCUUCGUAACCACAGCUUGGCCCGCACUCGAGACCCUUCAUGCACCGCUCACGGAUCCUUCAACAACCAGGGAGGACACCUCAUUGUGCCCAACUCUGGAGUGAGUCUGCUGGUUCCGGCGGGCGCGGUCCCCCAGGGUCGGGUCUACGAGAUGUAUGUGACGGUGCACAGGAAGGACAGCUCCAGACCCCCAUUGGAGGACGUGCAGACUGUGCUGAGUCCAGUGGUGAGCUGCGGGCCUCUGGGAGCUCUGCUGACCAGACCGGUCAUCCUUACCAUCCACCAUUGUGCUGACAAUGUCCAUGAGGACUGGCUCAUACAGCUAAAAAACCAACUGGCCAUGGGCGAGUGGGAGGAUGUAGUGGUGGUGGGCGAGGAGAACUUCAUCACCCCCUGCUACGUGCAGAUGGACUCUGAGGCCUGUCACAUCCUCACGGAGACUCUGGGCACGUACUGUCUGGUGGGCCAGUCGGUGGGCAAGGCGGCCGCAAAGAGGUUGAAGCUGGCUGUCUUUGGCCCUGUUUCCUGCACCACGCUGGACUACCACAUCAGGGUGUACUGUCUGGAUGACACGCAGGAUGCACUCAAGGAGGUUCUUCAGAUGGAGACGCAAAUGGGAGGCAAGCUCCUGGACGAGCCCAAGACCCUCAACUUUAAGGACAGCACACACAACCUGAGACUAUCCGUCCACGACGUGCCGCACCCGCACUGGAAGAGCAAACUCAUUGCCAAGUAUCAGGAGAUCCCCUUCUACCAGGUGUGGAACGGAAACCAGAGGAGCCUCCACUGCACCUUCACGCUAGAGAGGAUGAGCCCGGCCGUGACCGAGGUCGGCUGCAAGCUGUGCGUCAGGCAGGUGGAGGGCGAGGGCCAGAUAUUUCAGCUCAGCAACACCCUGGAGGAGGAGCUCCAGUGCAUAGACACAUCCCUGAUGGACCCGGCCAGCAACAUCACUACCUUAGUGGGGCCCAAUGCCUUCCGCAUCCCCUUGUCCAUCAGACACAAACUGUGCGGCAGUCUGGACGCGCCGCAGACACGAGGCAACGACUGGAGAAUGCUGGCCCACAAGCUCAACUUGGACAGGUACCUGAACUACUUCGCCACCAAGUCCAGUCCAACGGGCGUCAUCUUGGACCUGUGGGAGGCCCAGCACUUCCCCGAUGGGGACCUCAACGAACUGGCUGCCGUGCUUGAAGAGAUGGGUCGCCAUGAUGGAAACUUCUGCUCCAUGACCGUGGAACAUUGACCGGGCUAGGCGACCAACGACACGGACAAAUGGCAACGGUGACCACAUACGCGGGCCAGGCUAACGGAGGAAGACGCUAGCGCAAUGACCCAAAAACAAUCAAACAAACAAAACAAAACAAAAAACGCUUUGGGGAGUGUUUGUACGACUUUCUACCUGUCGGGAACUAACUAAGCUAGCCAUGUUACUUAAAAGUGGCAUCGGAUGUAGCGGGCUAACAAAACGAGCUAAGGAAGUUGAUUGAAGGAAAGCCUUAGCAACAGUUGCUUACUGUUAGUGGGCGUGAAUGAAAGAUAGCUUGAAAAAGUGCUUUGGGGAGUGUUUGUAUGACUUUUCCCUGUCACGAACAAACAUAACUGGUGAUGUUACUGAAAAGUGGCAUCAUAUGUAAUGGGCUAACAAAACAAGCUAAGGACAUAGACUGCGAGAAGGCAUUAGCGACAGUUGCUUAACACUAGUGAGCAUAAGCAGAAGAUAAGAAAAAAUGCUUUGGGGAGUGUUUGUAAGACUUGUGGGGAACAAACUAAAGUUACUGAAAAAGUGGUACCGCAUGCAGUGGGCUAACAAAAUGAGCUAAGGAUAUAGAUUGAAUGAAAGUGUUAGUGAUGGUUGCUAACUGAUAGCGAGCGUAAGUGGAAGAGAGCAAAAAAAAAAAGAAAACGCUUUUGGGAGUGUUUGUUUUACUUUUUUCCUGUCGUGACCAAAUUAUAGUAGCGAUGUCACUUAAAAGUGGCAUUGGAUGUAAUGGGUUAGCACAACGAGCCAAGGAUGUCGAUUGAGGAAAAGCGUUUGUGACGAUUGCUAACCGCUAGUGAGCGUAAACAGAGGAUAGCUAAAAUAAAAUGUUUUGGGGAGUGUUUUUUUUUAUUUUUUAUUAUUAUUAUUAAUUUUUUACCCGUCUCGUGAUGUUACUUAAAAGCGGCAACAUCUGGAGCGGGUUCACAAAACGAGCUAAGGACAUAGGUUGAGUGAAAGCGUUAGCGACAGUUGCUAAAUGAAAGAUAGCUUGAAAAAUGCCCAGGGAGUGUUUGUUCGACUUUUUACCCUUAAAAAACAAAACAAACUAAAGUUUGAGGGAAAUAAUUAGCGACAGUUGCUACCCGGUAGCAGGCGUAAACAGACGAUAGCUCAAAAAAUAUGAUGCAAAUAAAAAGGCAAGAGGUUAAAUGACCCCGCGAAUCAGAGGCGCAGUCCUAUAGCAACUGUCAAUCAAUGGUCCUGCCUAGCAACAUGCCCCUCGCCCACCUGCACUUGGAUGAUGUCAUCAUUCGACCGUUUUCCGUGAGACGCAUGGCAGAUGGAAAAAAAGUGCAGAUGUAUUUAGAUGAGCAGGGUUUAUUUUUAUGUGUACAUGCGAAAAGCAGAUUCUCCCUAAUUAUUAUUCAUAUUUUUAUUUAUGAUACUAAUUAUUAGAAUGAAUGAAUGCAAGCCAUGGUAAGAGCAUUAAUGCGUUACAACUGCAGUAAGCAGUAUUAGUUUUCAUAAUGACUAACAACCAGCGAGGGGUAAAAAAAAGAAAGAGAGAGAGCGAGAAAAAGGAUGCAGUGAAUGCACCACGAUUGAUAGACUCGUUUUAUUUCCCCCCCUAUAGUUUUCAAAUACGUCAUACAUAUUCAUGCAGUUGGAGCGUCUCUGCUGUAAUAAUGUGAUGUCACCAUCAUGACUUUGUUGAUCUGUAGCGCCAUCAAGUGGUCUUUACAAUACUGUUUGUGUUUUUAUUUCGGUGAAUUGUGUAAAUACAUGAUUAUCAUAUAUAUAAAUUACUUUUAUUUUA